This is a messenger RNA of Acomys russatus (golden spiny mouse), 1044 nucleotides long. Its product is annotated as GTPase IMAP family member 9-like. The coding region runs from base 169 to 1044 and encodes 291 amino acids. Gene Ontology annotation, molecular function: GTP binding. The transcript has a single exon. The record is from RefSeq and is a predicted model, not a curated record. NCBI's taxonomy places the organism in Eukaryota, Metazoa, Chordata, Mammalia, Rodentia, Muridae.
UUCUGUAUAUGGAUGCAUACAGAUAACAGAUCAUUGCAAAAUUUCAGGGAGGGAGGGAAGAAAAGAAAGGCUUGGAAGGAGUUCCCUUUAUUCUAAUAGGCAAUUUUCCUCUCUUUCUCUUCUUUAAGAUCUGAGCAUUCCAGUUCUUCAGAGUCAGCUUGCCCCAACAUGGCUAGCUGUGCAGACACUGAUCUGAGGAUCAUUCUGAUAGGAAAAACCGGAAAUGGAAAGAGUGUUUCAGCAAACACCAUCCUAGGGAGACCUGAAUUUGAGUCUAAGAUUUCUGCCCAUGCUGUUACUAAGACCUGCCAGAGAGCAUCCAGGACAUGGAAGGGGAAAGAGCUAGUUGUAGUUGACACUCCUGGGUUCUUUGACACCAAGGAGACCCUGAGGACCACAUGUACAGAAGUCAGCCGCUGUGUCCUCUACUCCUUGCCUGGGCCUCAUGCCAUCAUCCUGGUCCUACAGCUGGGUCGCCACACUGAGGAGGAGGAGAAAACUGUUGCUCUGAUCAAGGGUAUUUUUGGGGAGGCAGCCAUGAGGUAUAUGAUAGUCUUGUUCACUCGCAAAGAUGACCUUGAGGACCGGAGCCUUGACAGCUUUGUUGAAGAAAAUAAAAAGCUAAAAGACUUCGUCGUGCAGUGUGGGAAUCGCUACGUUGCCUUCAAUAACAAAGCAGGUGAGGCCGAGCAAGAAACGCAAGUGCAGGAGCUGAUAGAGCUGAUAGAGAACAUGGUGGACAGAAACGGAGGGUCUUACUUUCAGGAGAAGAUCUACGAGGACACAGAUAACAGCCUCAACGACUAUCUAAACAAUCUGGAGGAAACUUAUGCUCAAGAAUUAAGUCUUGAAUUCCAAAGAAUAGAAAAGGAAUAUGCUAAUAAAUCAGAAAAAGAAAAGGAGGCAGAAAUUGAUUCUGCAAUGAGAAUUUACAAAGAAAAAAUUAAAAGUGGGAGGGAAGAAGCUAAAGAGAAUACAUUAAAGUAUAUUUUCCAGCAGAUAUUUAAAAUACUUUCCAAACUUUGGAACAAGUUGUGGUUGUGA